Messenger RNA from Funneliformis mosseae, 372 nucleotides. The record is from the annotation of a GenBank genome assembly. Lineage: Eukaryota; Fungi; Glomeromycota; Glomeromycetes; Glomerales; Glomeraceae.
AUGAUUAAAUCUGAAGAUGCAGAUUCUGAAGAGAUACAAAUUUUAAAUCAUCAUAUUCAUUUACUCCCAACAAAUCAUUCUACUUUUAGAAAGUUAAAUACCCCUAAGAAAAUUUUUUCAAGCGAAAAUAUUUCAACCAAUUUAAGACAUAUUUUUGAAAAAUUUGGUGGUGUUUUUGUAGAACAUGAAUUUGACGUUGACAGAAUUUCUAGAUGGAACAUAAUAACUUCAUAUAUUACCAAGCCUGAUGAUAUUAUAUCAGUUUUGGAUUCUUUCCAAGCUGAUACUUCAUAUCCAAGAAAUUUAAGUCAAACGAUAUUACAAACUCAUGAAGCAUCAACGCUCGCUAAACAUUUAUCUAAUCACUUAUGA